Messenger RNA from Camelina sativa (false flax), 1430 nucleotides. The record is from RefSeq and is a predicted model, not a curated record. Lineage: Eukaryota; Viridiplantae; Streptophyta; Magnoliopsida; Brassicales; Brassicaceae.
AAAUUUUGGAAUUAAACUUUUUUUUGUUUUUGUUUUUGUUUUUGUAUCGGAGUUCUCAUCAGCGAUGUUUGCACAGUUAGCGCCAUCGCCGUCUCCUUCUCCGGCGAAUCUAAGCCACUUCGUUCAAGGUCGAAGCUUCCGAAAGUGUACUUACGCCGUAUCCGCUUCUCUUCCCACUGCAAAUUCUUCUCGUCCACCACCAAUUCAGAUUGUUGGAGGAAAAGAUUCGAAUUUGGAUGUCACAAGAAAGGAUGAUUCAUCUGGGUUCAAAUUAGAAGCAAAUGAGGAUGAAAUUGAUUGGAUGAAUCUAGAAUCUGAUAUUCGUCUAUGGACUAGAGCAUUACGUCCUGUUCAGUGGUAUCCAGGACACAUAAUGAAAACUGAAAAGGAACUUAGGGAACAGCUUAAGCUUAUGGAUGUUGUGAUUGAAGUCCGAGAUGCUAGGAUUCCUUUAUCUACCACUCAUCCAAAGAUGGAUGCGUGGCUUGGGAAUAGGAAACGGAUAUUGGUAUUAAAUAGAGAAGAUAUGAUAUCAAACGAUGAUCGAAAUGAUUGGGCGAGAUACUUUGCAAGGCAAGGAAUAAAGGUCAUUUUCACAAAUGGCAAACUUGGGAUGGGAGCUAUGAAGCUAGGUCGGUUAGCAAAAAGUUUAGCAGGUGAUGUAAAUGGGAAACGCCGAGAAAAAGGACUUCUCCCUAGAUCAGUUAGAGCUGGAAUAAUUGGAUACCCUAAUGUUGGAAAAUCAUCUUUGAUCAAUCGUCUAUUGAAGCGCAAAAUUUGCGCAGCAGCUCCUAGACCAGGUGUAACUAGAGAAAUGAAAUGGGUCAAGCUUGGGAAAGAUCUUGAUUUGUUAGAUUCACCUGGAAUGCUUCCUAUGCGUAUCGAUGAUCAAGCAGCUGCUAUAAAGCUUGCAAUAUGUGAUGACAUUGGAGAGAAAGCUUAUGACUUCACUGAUGUUGCUGGAAUCCUUGUGCAGAUGUUAGCACGGAUUCCAGAAGUAGGCGCAAAGGCUCUUUACAACAGAUACAAGAUCCAGCUAGAAGGAAGCUGCGGUAAAAAAUUUGUGAAGACGCUUGGGCUUAACUUGUUUGGUGGAGAUAGUCAUCAAGCUGCAUUUAGAAUACUGACGGAUUUUCGCAAAGGUAAAUUCGGGUAUUACUCGUUGGAGAGACCUCCACUCUGAUAAACUUAGUAAGAGACUUAAGAGCUAUGCGCAAAAUUAUAAACCAUAAAAAUGUGUCAUGUAUGCAUAUUUGUGUAUUUUGUUGGGUGCGUAGAGAGGACAUGUUAAAUCCUAGAUUUAGAGAAACCGGAUUAAAAUCCUACGACAACAUCAGUGUCAGUCUCGCUAGCCAUUGUGCUCUUUCUUAGGCCCAAUUUGUAUGAAUAUUUUGUUCAUGUAAAAAUUAUUAGUUAAAUUUUAGUCUGUA